Gilbertella persicaria is the source of this 1272-nucleotide messenger RNA. Its product is annotated as Alpha/Beta hydrolase protein. Gene Ontology annotation, biological process: lipid metabolic process. The transcript has 6 exons. NCBI's taxonomy places the organism in Eukaryota, Fungi, Mucoromycota, Mucoromycetes, Mucorales, Choanephoraceae. Bases 1 to 1272 code for a protein of 423 amino acids. The record is from RefSeq and is a predicted model, not a curated record.
AUGGUUUCCUUCUCUUCUAUUUCUCAAGGUGUUAAUCUCUUGAUCGUGGCAUCAUGUUUGAUGCUUGGCUCCUCCGAAGCUGCACCUGUUGUUGGCAGCACUACCACUACAUCUGUCAGCUCCUCUACUGCUAAUGCCACUACUACUGCUGCCACUACUACCGAAGCCACAACUACUACUGAUCCAGCCUCUUUUCCUACAUUCCCUAGCUCUGGAUUAUCUGGAUCCUCUGGACUUCCUGGUCUCUCCUCUGGAGGUAACUCUUUAAGCUCUGGCCAAUUGGAAAAACUUAAGGACUGGUUUAGUCAACACGGUGGCUCUAACUCUAGCCUAAGCAAUGGCGAUCUCAGUAAGAUUAAGGAAUGGUUCAGUCAAUUUGGAACACCUGGCCAAUCUUUGGGAUCUAGUGAUUUUAGUAAAAUCAAAGACUGGCUUGAACAAUACAAAGACUCUUCUGAACUCUCCAAACGCGAUUCUGUUGUAUCAAUUGCUACUACUGAGCAAAUCAAUACAUACAAAAAAUAUGCUGGUGUUGCUUCUGCUGCUUAUUGUAAUAGUGUUGCAUCUCUCAAGUCUUGGAACUGUGUUCAAUGUAAAAAGGCAGUCUCGGACGGCAAGAUUAUCAAGACUUUCAAGUCCAUAGCUACAGAUACUAAUGGUUUUGUAAUGACUAGCGCUGCUGAUAAGACUAUUUACCUUGUGUUCCGUGGCAGUGUAUCUGCUCAAAACUGGGCAUCUGACUUCCAAGCUACUCCUGUUUCAUACUCUGCUGCUUCUGGCGCUAUGGUUCAUUCAGGUUUUUACACUGCUCUGAAGGACUCCUCUAAAUCUUACUUCUCGACCGUUCAAGACCAAUUGACCGCCAAUCCGGACUAUAAAGUUAUUGUCACAGGUCACUCUCUUGGUGCUGCAUUAGCUUUGCUCGGCGGUAUGGAUCUCUACCAACGCGAUAAGAGAAUUACUUCUGAGAAUCUUAUUAUUUAUACAUAUGGUGGUCCUCGCGUCGGCAACAAAGCUUUUGCAAAUUACGUUGUUGAUAGCAAGAUCCCAGUCUACCGUUCCGUGAACAAGAUGGAUCCUAUCCCUCAAACUCCUCCUACCACAAUUGGUUUUGUUCACCCUGGUAUUGAAGCUUGGAAAAAGACGACUGGCACUGUUCAAAUUUGUAACACACAAAUUGAAUCCACUCGAUGCUCUUCUUCUAACCCUUCUGCUUCCAAUAUGAUGGACCACUUAAACUAUUAUGACAUUAACAUGGGUGUCUGUUUCUAA